Octopus sinensis (East Asian common octopus) is the source of this 2105-nucleotide messenger RNA. RefSeq lists its product as uncharacterized. The transcript is spliced from 6 exons. NCBI's taxonomy places the organism in Eukaryota, Metazoa, Mollusca, Cephalopoda, Octopoda, Octopodidae. Gene Ontology annotation, biological process: lysosome localization. The record is from RefSeq and is a predicted model, not a curated record. The coding region runs from base 281 to 1498 and encodes 405 amino acids. Gene Ontology annotation, cellular component: BORC complex.
UGGAACACGCAUGCGUUACUCAGCAGCAGUAGACAUGACUGGCGUUGUCUCUAAUGGACAACGAUAUCAUCAAUCGUUAGAACGGAUGUGUUUAUGUGUAUAUAUGUCGAUCCCGUCCCUCUUGUUUAAAUAACCGUAACUGUAACUCCCGUAAGAACUCCCCCAGUCGUUUACCCAAAGCAGAACAGGCCUGUUGAUAGGCCGAAUUCGUCUUUCUUCGAUGCCUGACUCGUCUUUCUGUUAACCCAACCAUUCUGAAAAAAAACACUUCAAUCACACGAUGGCAUCUUCGGCCUUGCUUACACAGAAUCAGCUGUCUGAAGGUCAUUCAGAGGAGCACCACAGCAGCAACCGCGAUUCUGUUGGAGACACCCGCUCCAGUAGUUGUGGAUCGUGUGAUGAUCAUACCAUGGAUGCUGUAUCCUGCGGGAGUGAUGCCAGUGACUGCUUGCAACCAAUUACCAUGGAGACAAACCCAAUCUUCCAGCACUCUCCUGACAGUGGGACAUUUGGGAGCCUAAGGGAUGCUGACUUACACAUGGCUCCCUCCGAACUGCAAGAACUGCAUCAGCGAAACAAGGAUGCACUCUUGCAGCAUGAGAUUAACAUGAACUUGAACCAUGGCUUACAAUGCAUAGAUAUGAGCAUUGAUCAGCAUGAUAUGCAUGGUCUUGAAGAAAACGAUAACCUUGUGUCUGUUGCCCGGACCCAUCUUGAUGAUAAGCUCAGUGAACAGAUUGGCAACGGUAUUUCAAAUGUGGAGUUAUUAAAAGCUUGUAAAUUAGAUUUCCAGCAGAAACUUGACCCCCAUUCUUUAUCCCUUCCUGUACCCAUUCAGAACAGUGAGCGUAAGAAGCGGCACUGUUCUGUUGAAGACCCUUCAUUGGAUGCACUUAGUUCCGCUGAUAGUGAUCUCUCACGUAGCUUACCUCAUGGCACCAUUGUACAAAAAGGAGAUAUGAUUGAGUUUAUCGCUGACAAUUUGGUGGAAAAAAUUAAAAGGAGCAGCUCCCUCUCAAUGGCAGAUUCCAGCAGCCUACACACCCGGACAUCCAGUGUCCAGAGCUUUGGUAGCAUCUCCAGCACAAAUUCAGCCUACUCUGUCUCGAGAACAUCCUACUCAGGCGUGUCUCAGUCACCCAGCAGCUUGGUGCCACAGAGCCCUGACGACAUCCCUCCUGUUGACCCCCAUGCCUUAAUGGAUCUUGAGACUCAAGCCAAACAGGUGGCUGACCGUUUGGACCACAUGAUGUCUAGCCUCAAAUCUAAUCUUCAUAAGAUGUCUGCCUUGACCUCAGGGUGUUUGGAUGCUUAUAAAAAAUCUGUUGAUAGCACCUGUGAUGCAGUUGAUGCAAGUAUCAAAUCAAUGUAUGCACUAAUGGCAAAGUGUGAAGAACUAGGCAAAUCAAUGACUCCAAUUUACCAACUGGCAAAUCAAAUAAAGGAGAUAAAACGCUUAUUGGAUAUCUUUGAAAACAAGCUUGUAGACAGAUCCUGAGUUUUUCUUUGUUUUUUCACUUUUGUUGCUCGACACUGAUAGUUGUUUUUUUUUCUUUUUUUAACCACCAAAAGAAAAGAAAGACUGAAAAAAAAAGACAAAAUGAAACUACAAUACUACUACUACUACUAUCUGUUACAUCUGCUCAGUUAAUACUUCCAGUUAUCUCCACUUUCUUUUAGUUUUAUAUAUACAUAUAUAUGUUGAUAUCGAACAGUGAAUGCUCAACACUGCAUUGGUGGAUAAAAAUUCUUUAUUUAUGGAUUAAGGCUACCAUUGGUUUCAUGUUAAGAGAGAAAUCCAUUAACAAUUAUCAAGCCUGCCAUAUGACAAUAUUGGUGUUUGAACACUGAUGUUCUCAUAUGGCAGGCUUGAUAAUUGUUAAUGGAUUUCUGUGACAUAAAACCAAUGGUAGCCAUAACCCAUAAAUAAAGUAUAUACAUAUAUAUAUAUUAUAUAUUGGGGGAGGGUAAUAUCCUUUUUCAUUGAAAGGAAUGUAAUUAUAUUUAUGACAUGUCUAUCGCUAACAUUCUUUUUUUUUUAUUCUUCCUGUUGUUGUUUAAUGUUUUUAUUUUUUUGUUAUUAUAAAUCUAAAUCUACUUACAAA